Messenger RNA from Mugil cephalus (flathead mullet), 1673 nucleotides. Its product is annotated as OX-2 membrane glycoprotein-like. The transcript has 7 exons. NCBI's taxonomy places the organism in Eukaryota, Metazoa, Chordata, Actinopteri, Mugiliformes, Mugilidae. The coding region runs from base 230 to 1288 and encodes 352 amino acids. Gene Ontology annotation, molecular function: cell-cell adhesion mediator activity. The record is from RefSeq and is a predicted model, not a curated record.
UCAGAAGUCGAGUUUUGUAAGAAAGGAUUUUAGAGCAAAACAUUGAAAGUGAUUAAGGCACUCUUAUAUUAUAUGUGCAAAUACAUUUAUUAUGACACUUAUAUUUUCAUUAUUUAUCACUAGGAAUCCGUUUUUCGUGCUAUCUAGAUUCCAACACAACAGAGAUAAUGGUCUGAUCUUUCAAAGUACAGUGAAUAGAAAUUUGAAAUCUUGGCGGGAUAUUUGAAAAAUGGCUGGCAGUGUCGUGUCAACAUGCUUGUUUUUCCUGUUUGGGACCCUUUUAAUCGGUCUAACAGCUGUGAUCCAGACACAGCAGACUGUGAUGGCAGCAGUGGGAAACAAAGCCUCUUUACACUGUCAGCUCAUGGAAACUAAAAAUGUCCUUCAAGUCACAUGGCAGAAGAUCUUACCUGAUGGAAGAAGGAUAAAUGUUGCCACCUACAACAAACUUUCAGGCCAAACAGUGAAUCCUGGCUUCAAAGAUAAAGUAGAGUUUGAAGAUGCUGGACUUCAGAACAGCUCCAUAGUCAUCAAUAAUGUGACGGAGCAGGAUGAAGGCUGCUAUCUCUGUUUGUUCAACUCCUACCCUGAAGGAGCUCUGACAGGAAGAACAUGUCUCCAAGUUUACGAGCUGCAUCAACCUGUUCUACAUGUCAGAGGACCAAACUCUACCGGAGAGGUAGUUGUGUCCUGUUCAGCCACAGGUCGACCUGCUCCCACCGUAACACUGAGAGCUACACAAGCAGACCUCAACUUGACUGACUGCGACCCCGUCAGUGUGUCCAACACCAACGGUACAGUCACUGUCACCACUACAGCUGUGCUGUCAGCUCUCCAUGUAAACAGCACACAUGUUGGAUGUAGAGUUGGAGUGCUCUCUGGUCCUCAGAUAGAGGUGUUGGAGACCAUUCCUGGGCUCAAACCCACGUCUGCUGAUGAUGAUCAAUCUGGAUUUGAUCACGGAGAUUCCAGAGGGCAUGUAUGCAGAAAAAUCUUUGUAGUGUUGUUGUUGAUCAUUGGUCUUGUUGCUGCAAUGAUCGUUGUCAAGUUUAGAAGAGAAACUCAUACCAGUCAAACACACGAGGAGCCUCAGAGGGAUGAGAUGCCAGAAACUACAACCAAAGACACUCAGAAAAAUGAAGAGGACAAGGAAUGGACACCGGAGAAAACUUCAGAUAACAAUGAGCCAUAUUCAGCACCUUCAACAAUAAGAAGACUCAUUUUUGACGAAGACUGUGGUACUGAUGCUGACACCACCAAAGCAGAACAAAAGUGCAUUAAGUCUUGAGACAGAAACCUGGGCUCAAGAAGCUACAAUAACACUUUCAUAUUCAGAUUCAUGGAUAACAAUGCUCAUGAUGUACAGUUUCCACGCGCAUAUUUUGUACAGUGUUGCUUUUUUUAUACUUGUAUAUAUUUUUAUGUUGGGAAACUGUAAAAACUCUAAACUGUAAGCUGUAUAAGCAUGUGAUACUUCAUCUGUCUUGUUUUGAGGCACCAUUUCACAAUGUGUGUUGAUUUUAAACAGUGUUCAGUUAUUUAUUAUAUUAUCAAAUGAUUGACUACUUCCUUGGUGUUGUUAUUAUUGAUGAUUUUAAAAAGUUGGCAUUAUUCCUGUGACUGUAUAUAUUGUAACUGCUGUCGACAACAUCCAUAAAGAAUCAAAGAAACAA